ACAGAUGUGCGCAAAAUGUGCGUGCGGCCUCUUAUCGCACACCAUCAACCGUCGUUCUCUUCUCGCAGUGUUAUUGCAGUGGUCAGAUCUGCUUUCAAAAUUAUUUGUCACUGCUGCUACAAGCAACCAUCCCAAGCUGCGGUCCCGAUCUAAACACUCUGGGUGUUUGUUUUUCGUUUGUCGGCGAUAGCGAGAGGUGCGGCGUGUGAUUCUGAUAUUAAGAAGCAAGUGAUUUACUUAGAUUUAACGCGAUAAAAUAUGCAUUUGUAGCCGAGAUAGCACCGUACUUUCUAAAGGCCCUUUUGGCGUUUAGAUCGGCCGCAUCUUGGGCAAACGUUUGAGGCGAGUUGUGUAGGCGCAGGUCCUCCAUCCUACCACAAGUGCAAUUAACCUGCAGCGAAACGAGACCCUCUAAAUAGCGGGUCAAUCGAAACGGGCCGCAGCGGGUGAAUCGGAAUUGCUGAAAAGCUUUCUUCGUCCCGUCCUCCCAGUACGAACGAAACGAACGAUGGUUGUUGACCUCGAUCUUCAGGAAGCGGAACCAUCGUCGCUGACAGCUGGACAUGGACGAUCCGGUGUCGUGAAGUAUGAACUGGAAGAACAUCAUGACGAUCGCAACCGAGUCAAAUCUGCCGGAAUUGCGGCAGCUGGCCGUACGGGGCGAACUGCGUGCCUCACCCUUUCGCAGCAUAUGUUGGGCCGUUUUUCUCGGCGUGCUUGAAACGCCCGCCCUGCAGAGUUGGCCCCAGCAGCGGACCGAUGCCCGGGCACACUAUCGUCACCUGAAGGAGCAGUUUGUGCUGAACCCGCACCAGCAAACGACGGACAUCCGGGACGAUCCACUUUCCCAGUCAAAGCAAAGCCUCUGGAAUCAGCACUUUUGUGAUCAGGAACUAUGCGCUGUGAUAAAGCAGGACGUCGUGCGCACCUUUCCCGGGGUGGACUUUUUUCGCAAACCGGCAAUACAGGAACUGAUGACGAACAUUCUGUUCUGCUAUGCGCGCCAGUUUCCGGCUAUGUGCUAUCGGCAAGGAAUGCAUGAAAUUCUCGCUCCGCUCAUAUUCGUCAUCCACAGUGACCAGCAAGCAUUGGCUCACAUACAGGAACUACAUCCGGACGUUGACCGCACCUUGCUCACAGUGCUGGACCCACAGUAUCUGGAAGAAGAUUCCUAUGCCUUGUUCUCGAAAAUUAUGGCCCAAAUUGAAUCGUUCUAUCGCAUUACGGAUGUGGUGCCCACGGCAACUGGAUACUUCCCAGCACAAACACCCGGCAGUCCGCUAAGUUCUAGCCCGGGUGGUGCGAAACGCAAGCCGGAAGUUGAGGUGGUAGAACAGUUGAACUACAUCAAGGAUAAAAUUCUCAUCAAAGAAGAUCUCCAUCUGCAUAACCAUCUGCUCAAGCUCGACAUUCCUUUAGCCAUUUUUGGCAUCCGAUGGUUACGCUUGCUUUUUGGGCGUGAGUUUGCACUGCAAGACUUGCUGCUGCUGUGGGACGCAAUCUUCGGCGAAGGAGACGAUCUCGGGCUCAUCAACUACGUCGUAGUCGCUAUGCUAAUACGAAUAAGAGAUAAGCUAAUUUAUAGUGACUACACAACCUGCCUUUCGUACCUGAUGCGAUAUCCCAGCAACGUCGACAUAGCGCUCGUGAUACGCCAUGCGCUCCACAUGAAGGCACCGAAAGUUUACGAACGACCCGUCGGCGCAAUGAUUUUUCUGUCGUCCCCGUCAAAGCGUCAAACGCACCUGCAGCAACCACAGCGCUCGAAAACGGUCGAAAUGUCUCAGCUUAAGUAUUCCACACUGCCCUCCGUUCACCAGCGCCGCGGCCAGGCGAUCGCGGCCGACGAUCAUCCGCUGCAAAGCCGACCGACGUCAUCGGGUGGUGCUUCUGCAAGUAGCAGCACGGACAUACCCUACCGGACCAGUUCACUGCCAAGAAAUAGCGGCAGCAGCGGCAGCAGUUCGAUGCGGAAGGCAACGGCCGUCGAGCUGCGUCAAGCCGCCUGUUUGGCUACGAAAAAAGCGAUCACGGACUCGUCCCACCCGGAUGUUCGUGAUCCAACCGUCACCGAUGGCUACCGGGAGGAUGAUCCCGAGCUGUUACGGAUCGAGCUGCAAAAUGCGUACAACAUCAUGUCCGUCGGUCGCGCGAAACUGCUCCAAUAUUUAACCGUGCUGCGACGUAACAUUCGACCCACCAAUCCGCAAGGUGAGCUGCAGCAAUCGCUCGAAGGUAUAGAGGAGAUCUGCUCGCUGUUAAAGCCUCGCUACGAUACCGUGUUUCGCGUUCCGGCGCCAAUCGAUGCGGCUACGGAAGCGAACGAAGAACCCCAGAAGGCAAGGAAACCGUUGCCUGGUGGAGCGAAGUUAGUGUCCACCGACGAACAGCAUCACCACGCCAGCAACACCCAGCGUACGCAAACGCCUCCGAACAGUUUAAACCUAACGCGAUCGUACAACUACGAUCUCGACUGCAGGAGAAACAGUGCAUCACAGUCAAGCGUAACGCAGUACGAGAUCCCGGAGGAUCGUUACAGCAAGAUAGCGACUAAGAAGCUGGCCAACCGGAAGGAGGUCGAAAUGAACGUCUUUACAAAAGAUUUCUCCGACCGCCAUCGGCGGAUGGAUGAUAAGGAUCUGCCCAGCACCAAUCCGUUGGGCAACGGGGAGCGAUCGGAAUGACGACGAUUCCGUAAAGGGCCACUUUCUGUAUCGGUUUCGUUUCUUUUAUGAAUCUGCCUUUCUACGGACAAACGGUACGACAAAUCGUGAUCGUGUGAGCAAAUAUUGUACUUUAUUGUGGUACUGCAUCGGAAAUGUUUUAAUGAUCUUGACCGACUGUGCUUUGCGGCCUUCGCUACACACACACACUAUUAUUAUGUUAUGUAUGCGUAUGUUAAUGGCAAAACGAAAAGAUGUGAUAUACAUGUAUUUAAAGGGAAGAAUAAACGCAAAGCAGCUACUGUAUAACCUCCCCUGUAUACGAGGGCCAGAAUAAGUA
Anopheles stephensi (Asian malaria mosquito) is the source of this 3003-nucleotide messenger RNA. RefSeq names its product TBC1 domain family member 5 (gene TBC1D5). Gene Ontology annotation, molecular function: GTPase activator activity. The coding region runs from base 588 to 2684 and encodes 698 amino acids. The record is from RefSeq and is a predicted model, not a curated record. NCBI's taxonomy places the organism in Eukaryota, Metazoa, Arthropoda, Insecta, Diptera, Culicidae. Gene Ontology annotation, biological process: activation of GTPase activity. The transcript has 7 exons.